AUGAGUCACAAGAGAAGGGGCCUGGUAAUAUAUCAGGAUCAGAAGCAGCAACAACAACACCCCCCGGGGCAGUCCCUAAGCUCUAUAUCCUGGUCUCCAACCAGGCGACCUCAUCACCCUUUAAAACAACAAAGCACCAACAGUUUCUCAGAAAUACUAUCGAAAUCAAGUGUGCAACCGAACGUGCAACAUGACGGUAAUCAUAUGCCCAUUUCAUUGCUAGUUCUGAAACAAGAACAUCAUAAGCAGCAGCAGCAGCAGCAGCAGCGCCAGAAUAUCCGAUCACAAAACUCUACGCCUCCCCUGCGACAGUUGGUUCAGGAGUCGCAGUGGACGAGCUCCGCAAGUAAUAGUUCUCUAAAGAAACAGGAAAAGCAGCCGCAAACAUUCUACAACACUGACUCUAAACUUGUUUCUCAACUGCAUAGCUCCGUGAAGGACCUGGAUGCCAUAAUCCAGACGCAUAAACCAAAGUUUGACACAAUUAUUCGCGAUUUCUCUCAAGCAACCAUACUGUCCUCAAACGAGUUACUCAUCAAACUUCCGAAGGACCAAACAAUAAUAUUGCAUAGCAGAGCGCCAAAAAUUAACGCAGAAUGGCUACAGAACAAGGUUAAUGACCCUAGUGCCUCGUUAGUGAUCGAUUCAAGAUCUUUUCUAACCUUGUGUAACAAUAUAAAAUGGUACCUGCAUUGGAAAUUUAUAUGA
Molecule: messenger RNA, 708 nt
Organism: Saccharomyces cerevisiae S288C
Lineage: Eukaryota; Fungi; Ascomycota; Saccharomycetes; Saccharomycetales; Saccharomycetaceae
Gene: VPR1
Product: Vpr1p
Exons: 1
Coding region: 1-708 (235 amino acids)
Source: RefSeq, marked reviewed